Molecule: messenger RNA, 1224 nt
Organism: Archocentrus centrarchus (flier cichlid)
Lineage: Eukaryota; Metazoa; Chordata; Actinopteri; Cichliformes; Cichlidae
Exons: 10
Coding region: 68-1135 (355 amino acids)
Source: RefSeq, a predicted model, not a curated record
GCAAGUGCAUGUGCUUGUGUGUGUGUGUGUGUGUGUGUGUGUCUACAUAUGAUCCUAUGGUACAACCAUGGCAAGAGCAGCACUGACUAAACUUUUUCUCCUCGUGAUUCUUGCCUUCAUCAUCUGCCUUCCAGAAUUUUUCACAUUAUACAGAGUAAAAAAAGUGAGUUUCUUCUGCCGUCCCUACCGACCCUGCGAGCGAGUACAUCAGGUGAAGAAGGGGGAAAACGUGAGGGCUGGAAAUGCUGAAGCUAAGAGAGCCCAUGUGUGUGACCCAUCUCAGACUCCAGAUCAGGAAAAGUGGGAGCGGGCCUGCACACAAGAAGAUGAAAGCAAUACAACAGAUUCAGCUUCAGACUUCAGGGGCGACAGAGAUGAUCCAAAAUUGAGGUGGUUUGUGUGCGAAACAGACAUGGAAAUGGCAGAAUUACACAGAAAUAUCUCAACUUCAGCUCAUGAGCUACAUCUGGAGGUGUCGGCUGAGCUCCAGCUGCCAAAUGCGGAGACCCUGAAUCUCACCUUGUACGGCCGCAGCAAUUACAGUUCUUUACACCUCUACCCACCUGAGGAGAAGGAGGAAGAGGAGAAGGAAGAAGAUGUGGGCAAUCAUGAAGGACAGGGGAAGGCAUUCUACUGCUGCCUCCCUCUCGUGCCCACCUCCAAAUCGGCCAAUCAAAGCCGCUGUCUCCUUUGGUUCGCCAAUCAAACGCUUUGGAAUUCAACGGCAAAGGAAAAGCUGCCAUGGAAACGGACACAGAAAGAUGAGUGGCAGUGUGUGCUCAGAGUGGUCUGGCUGGCUCUGCUGUGCUUGGUGUUGCUGAGCAUAGUUACGAGUGUGAUCGGACAGAUCUACAGGGGAAAGCGCACGCGCAGGAACACCAAGGUGCACCCAGUUGGCUACAGCUUCACUGCUCAGCAGUUAAAUGAGGGUGACAAACAACGAGAAGUCAGCACUCCUGAAGCAGGGACAAACCUCCAUGCAUAUGGGUUUCAUUCCUGGCCAGGACUCUCUCCGAUUAAAGAAGUCGAGAGUGAAAAUGACACAGACAUGCUGAUGGAUGGAAAUGUCGACCACUGCUAUACUGCUAAUCUGCAUCAUCGCAGCCAUCCCUCCGUCAGCUCCAUCAAAGAAUAGCAGGCUUGGUGCCAGAAGAGCAGCCAGAGGAAGCUGGAGGAAAAUGGCUGCUUCACUUACCAGCCAGAUUUAUGGUGAAAUAAAGAUAU